This is a messenger RNA of Callithrix jacchus (white-tufted-ear marmoset), 2547 nucleotides long. It is a transcript of the gene OR2T2, whose product is annotated as olfactory receptor, family 2, subfamily T, member 2. Gene Ontology annotation, biological process: G protein-coupled receptor signaling pathway. Gene Ontology annotation, molecular function: G protein-coupled receptor activity; olfactory receptor activity. The record is from RefSeq and is a predicted model, not a curated record. Gene Ontology annotation, cellular component: membrane. Lineage: Eukaryota; Metazoa; Chordata; Mammalia; Primates; Cebidae.
CCAAGGGACUGUCAUGGAACAUGGGCAUGGAAGCUUUUCUCCAGAACUCCACUAACUUCAUCCUCAUAGGCCUCAUCACCCACCCUGCCUUCCCCGGGCUUGUCUUUGCAAUAGUCUUCUCCAUCUUUGUGGUGGCUAUAACUGCCAAUGUGGUGAUGAUUCUGCUCAUCCAUGUGGACUCCCGCCUCCACACGCCCAUGUACUUCUUGCUCAGCCAGCUGUCCAUCAUGGAUACCAUCUACAUCUGUGUCACUGUCCCCAAGAUGCUCCAGGACCUCCUGUCCAAGGACAAGACCAUUUCCUUCCUGGGCUGUGCAUUUCAGAUAUUCCUCUACCUGACCCUGAUGGGAGGGGAGUUCUUCUUGCUGGGUCUCAUGGCCUAUGACCGGUACGUGGCUGUGUGCAACCCCUUGCGGUACCCUCUCCUCAUGAACCGCAGGAUUUGCCUGUUCAUGGUGGCCGGCUCCUGGGUGGGUGGUUCCUUGGAUGGGUUCAUGCUGACGCCUGUCACCAUGAGUUUCCCCUACUGUGGAUCCCGAGAGAUCAAUCACUUUUUCUGUGAGAUUCCAGCUGUGCUGAAGUUGUCCUGCAUAGACACGUCGCUCUACGAGACCCUGAUGUAUGCCUGCUGCGUGCUGAUGCUGCUCAUCCCUCUGUCCAUCAUCUCUGUCUCCUAUACCCACAUCCUCCUCACCGUGCACCGCAUGAGCUCUGCUGAGGGCCGGCGCAAAGCCUUUGCUACAUGUUCCUCUCACAUGAUGGUGGUGAGCAUCUUCUAUGGGGCAGCCUUCUACACCAACGUGCUGCCCCACUCCUACCACACUCCAGAGAAGGACAAAGUUGUGUCUGCCUUCUACACCAUCCUCACCCCCAUGCUCAACCCACUCAUCUACAGCUUGAGGAAUAAAGAUGUGGCUGCCGCGCUGAGGAAAGCACUAGGGAGAUGGGGCCCCUCCCAGAGAAUCCAAGUGGCCAAUAUGAUCAGGAAGAACUAGUGGGGGGCUGAGUACAAACAUGUGGCCAUACACAGCUAUUCCAGAAAAUACGGUAUUCGUUCUGAAGAAUUUUCAGUGUCAUUUUUAGCAAUGCAAAUAUAUAAACAGGCAAAAUGAUCCUUGUGCAAGGAUUAUCUAGGACCAAUAGCAAGGUUGGCGAGAACCUCUGCAUUAGCCAAUUUGUUCUGCUGGAUUCACCACGAAAUAUUUCCAGAGGGAAUUCUCAGUGAAGUAGCCCUAUGAACCGUUCAUGGCAAGCCAAGCAGCCCUUUGAAGUGCCCUGAACAGGUAUUUUUAUGUGUUACAUGUGGUCAUCUGUCCUUCGUGUCUGCAUUGCCAGCCAACUUUUGGAUGGAAAUUGCAAGGAGCAUUUGCCACCUCCUUGAUGAUUUAAUUUAAAACAUUCAAUAUGAAUAAAAUGUUUUCCAGUGCUGAUAGUGUAGCAGUUUUAUUUAGAAAACUUUUAUGAAGGUGAUACUAUUGUAUUUUGGGUUCUGUAUUCUUAAUUACAUUUUAUGAAUGUUUUUAUUUUAUCUCUUACCUCUGAAAUUAUAAAUACUUGCCAUGCCUUUAUUCACAUGGAGUCCAAUAUAUUCCUGGAAAUUAAUAAAUAUCGAUUGACUGAUUGAAAAUUGACUAUGCCAUUAAGAUUAUUACAUGGCCACACCCACAAAGCUGCCAUUUACACUUGAAUAAAAUAGUAAUAGAGAAAUAUAGAGUGAAUAAACCAAGACAUGUCUUUAGCUAACUUAUUUCCCUUGGAAUAAGUUGAUCAGUUUUCUUAUUCUUGACAUCUCCAUUGAUAUGCUAAAGAAAAGUAUUUCUUUUGUAAUUAGUUAAAGUGUGGUGCUUUGAUAAUUGUGCAACUUUGGUGGAAUUCUAACUAAGCAAAGACCACACUGACUUUUCCACCAUCUGCUUAACUUUAGCUUCUCCUGUGUGUAAGGUCUUGAUAUAUGAGAAAUAAAAAAUAAAUAUUGAUGGACCUGGUGUUUAUUUUCUUUAUUGAUACAAGGUUUAGAAAAUAUCAGACAAAGUUUUGAGUGGUUACAAGUAAAGACUAAGAAAAGGUUAUUCAGACUUAUGUUAUCCUAGUGUCAACUCAGAGAUAGAAGGAAAAACUUUCCUCCAUUGUUGCUGAUGAAGAUAAAGAAUAGUCCCUUCAAUAUACUAAUCCCUAGGUUGUUUUUGAUUCAGAAGUUUCCUAAUAAUUUGAUCUUUACCCUGAAAUCAAACAAACAAACACAUAGAAAAGAGAUGGAAGAAUGUCCUGGAGGUAUUAAUUCCUCUAAGUGCAAAAACAGACCAGGAUUCAUUUCUGAAAUAUCCUCAAAGUUAUUUCAAUUCAGUUCCAUUCACUUUUAAUUCCUUUGUGUCUCUGCACUGAUGCCUUCCCUCUUCUCCAUUCUCCUGCCUUAGUGAGCACCCGUCCUGAUCUUUCUUCCCUCUACAAAUCUCCUUCAAUUCCUAUUGCAUUUUUGCUCUAUCCUGGGACAUUGGUGUUUUCUUUCCCGUUUCCUCAGUUGCUAUAUAUUAAAAUAUAAUAGGACUU